Molecule: messenger RNA, 4123 nt
Organism: Mercenaria mercenaria
Lineage: Eukaryota; Metazoa; Mollusca; Bivalvia; Venerida; Veneridae
Exons: 2
Coding region: 479-2893 (804 amino acids)
Source: RefSeq, a predicted model, not a curated record
ACGGUUGAAUAUGAUAACAUUCGGUAAAUGGACCAUAAAAAGCAAGACAUGUUUGAUCCGAUAAAUGGUUAGUUUGCAUAAAAAACUUACCAUAAAAAAUUCCGGUCAGACGUAGCACUCAAACCCACAACCCUGAGAUUGGCAGCUAAACGCUUUGUCCGCACAGCCGUCUGCACAUGUGACAAGGAAUUAUAUAUAUGUUAAACUUAUAUCACUAUUCAUGUUCGGAAACCGAGAAUUUAUUUACGGAAAUAAAAGGAAAAUUCAUGAGUGACAGGUCAAUACUUGCGGACAAUAACAUGCCAUCAGAAAUUAUAUCUAACAGUAAUUUCUAUUUAUUUUCUUAUAACUCGGUUAACAUGUGUGCAAUAUAGACCGUUUAUACAUGGCAAAUCUAUGGCCCGAAUUCUAUGAAGGGUCACGUAAUUACUACAGAUGUUGACUAUGUAAGCUUAAAUAUGUUUCACUGUAAUGUUAAAUGUUUUUUCCCUGUAUUUCAGAGCUGAAAGACGAUUUGGCAACCUUCUACUCAAACAGAUACAGUACAAUACCACUGUCACCGCUAUUCGAGGAGCACGACACUCCACUUGUAGAUUUUUACAUUUUGCCUGAAAUGAAUUUCAUUGAAAAGAAAAAGCCAGCUGGGGAAGAGACUAAAGCUCCAGUUAAAUCGUUGUCGGACUUAUUCCAGUCUGAAAAAAAUUCUGAAAUAUAUUUAUCCGCAGAUGCUGGAUUUGGGAAAACUGCAUUUUCAAAAUAUCUUGCUAUCACGUGGUGCCAGGCUCAUCGACCCGAAACUAAAUGCACAAAGUACUUCAAAGAAGAUGUGAUAAAGGCCAUGCUUGGUUUUGAGUUUUUGUUUCUUGUGUUAUUGCGGGAUUCUUCUGAUGAUUGUAGCAUUGAUGAUUUGAUAAUGAAUCAAAUUAUGCAAAAUUUGUCUCGGGAUUUUGCAUUGACAAAAGAUUUCCUACAGGAGAUUCUGCAUCGCGAACGACAUCUUGUGAUAUUAGAUGGUUUAGACGAGUGGAUUCAUCCCGAAAAGAAAUGUGCAAAAGUGCCAAAAACGAACCCUCAUCGUAAUGCACGUGAAACAUGUGUAAUCCUAACCACGACAAGACCUUGGAAAUUAGGUGUGUUGAAUCUUAAAACUAGUGAAAUAGGUAAGAAAGUGGAACUAGUAAAACUAACCCCUGAGUCAGCACAGACAUUAGAGGAAAGGGCGAUUUCAAAAAUAAAGAAUCUGGAUAUUACUGAAGCAAAACUCCUGGCCAAACAGUUAAAUAAAAAAGUCAAGGAAAAUAAACUCGAGGAUUUGGAAUCCGUUCCCCUUCUUACGAUGUAUCUCAUUUGUUUAUGGUGUGACAAUAUUCCACUAGGACAGUCAAAGUGCGGACUAUAUGCAAGCAUUAUUGAACUCCUGCUGUCAAGAACGAUGAGCAAACACCCGGAAGUAGAACUAACGUGCGAACCCUCCCAGAGUGAUAUCCCACAAUGCUUCAGUGAACAUGACCAUUGUACUAAAUACAGCACAUACCUGAAAGCUUUAGGAAAAUUAGCAUUUGAAACAUUAUUCAGUGAAACAAAGGAGAGCACACUUGUUUUCAGUAAGUCAGUGGCUGAUAAGUAUCUGUCACCAAAGUAUUUGAAAUUAAGUCUUGACUCAGGAAUAUUAACACAAAGUACAGAAAAGACACUAACAAAACAAAUUUCUAAAUGUUCGUUCUCUCACAAAACAGUACAAGAAUUUUUUUGUGCAUUGUACAUUAGCUGUCAAAAUGAAAGUGAUGUCAAAGAAUUCUUUAUAAAGAAAUGCAAAAGUGUGCAAAGUAUUCUUGACAUGUCGACUGUGUUAGUUUUCACCAGCGGAAUGGUGAAUGCAGAAAUCAUUUCUUCAAUAUCUCGUAAUUUCAUGUCAGUGAUCAGUGAAGAUACGAGAACGAGCGAAUACAGAACUACGACUGAUAAGGAAUGUGAACCUCUGAAAGACAUACAAGACAUGUACAUUUCUUGUAUGAAAGAAAACACGAGCGAUAAGGAACUCAAAAUUUGCUGCCAAAAUUUUUUCUUUAGAGGAGAUUGUAAAGAAGAAAAAUACUUUAAGCAUCUAGCACGGCUCGCGGUACACAAUAAAACAAACAUGGCGUCAAUAAAUAUCGAUACAGGAUACCUUAAUCGUAGUUUACGUGAAAUUAUCGAUUGUUGUGCAUUGCACGAACUGUUCCAGAUCAAUAAAAUAUACUACGAGGGUUACCGUGAACAGACGCUACUUCCUGUACUGUUUAACAAGUCGUCGAAAUGUCUCACUGUUACAUCGUCUGGUUCUUGGAGCCGUGAAAUGUGGGAAACAUUACAGAAUAAUUCUCUGUUACAAGCAAUUUAUAUCAACGGUUUCACUAUGAGCCACGAUGUACUGAAUGAGUUUCUGAAUUAUAUUAUUAACAGAAAAACAAUGACGGAGAUUAGAUUGGAGUACCUAUACUGUACCGAGCACGAGAAGUCGUGUAGUUACAGUUUAGAUUUAAGUCAGCAUUCAGAUCUAAGGAAGUUAGAAUUGCGCGGGAUACCUGAAGUGUCACAAUUGAAAGUUAAUAGUCAAGUGGAACACGUGAAGUUGGAGCGUAUCAAUCUAGGUAAAAGGUCGCUGCCUCCUGGAAUGGGAAAUAUCAAACAUGUUGAUUUGUAUGGUGUAAACAUGUCUGCUUCAGCAUUGCGUGAUCUCGUUAAGGUAGUGGAGAAACUUUCACACAAAGUCACAGUAAGAAUAAGGUGGUGUAAGAUAGAACCGGAAACAGAGUUUGAACACGUUAAACAAUAUAUACACUCAUCUCAGAAUUUCCGAGUUACGAAGGAUGAGAGCUGGAGGUUUAUGUUUGAAACAAAAGUUGAAAGUUAAGUUACUAAAUAAACUCAGACUGAUAGUGUCAAUGUAUAUAAACAUUAUUCAUUCAAAAUGUGUUACUAUAAAUCAUUACACGAUGACAUAUAACAUAUGUGUAACAUGUAUAUACACGUGUGCAUAAUUAUCAGGAGUAGUGACAGUGAUAAAAUAAACAUGGAUGAAUUCUUGGAGGAAAAAAUGGACGUUCUUAUAACAUGGAUUUAUACUCAAGUUCAGUUUCCCUUUAUACUUCAAGAGCAUAGAUGUAUUUCCAAUUGCUAGGCAGCAUAAAUACAACCACCAUUACAUACAUGGCAUGACUGCUUGUUUCUGGCAAUUGGACAAAAGAAUUUUGCAGGACUGUAAUCGUAUUAUACCCAAAAAUCUGUGAGAAAAACUAUUGGAAUUAUUAAUUUUCAUUACCAUGGACAAAUCAUACUGUUUUACUUAAAUUAGUUGGUAAAGAAAUGUUGGACUUUCACUUGUAUAAACAUAUCGCUUUGAGCUCAUUUUUCUAACUAAGAAAAGUCAAUAAGUAAAGUUUUGUAUGUAAGUACGGUAAGUAUUAACUAGAAGGGUUUCAAACAGUCACGUGCGCUGUCAAAAGACAACUUAAGAUAGUGUUUGAUUUGGCUUCAUUUUGAUGUUAAAUGUUAACAAUAUUUAAGUGUUAUUUUAAGAGUAGUAUUAAAUAUAGCGUUUCUAGAACAAUCUGACCCCCCUUGACCCCUUGUCCCUAUUCUAUAAGUGCACUUUAACCUUACCCUAAACUUAAAAUACUAACUUGGUACCCUUGAUACCCUAAAAAUCUUUUAAAUCUUUAGUUAAACCGAAUGAAAACCUUUGGUUUAACCAAAAAAAAACAUUUUGAAACAAUUUAACCUCACUUAACCUCUUAUUCCUAUAAAUUUUAACGACACCGGUGUCGUUUUCUUUAACAAGUUUAUCAAUCAAUAUCGUUUGUGAAGCGACGAGUUUAAACAAAUAUUGACUCAAUGUAAAGCGACACCGGUGUCGUUUUAUUGGAUUUAUUUUCAUUCAUAAAACCGAUAUGUUUACAUUUGUAGUACAAUUCGUUUAAACUUCCUUGUGAUCGAUUUACGUUUUACAGCUGAUUUAAUAUAAGUGUCAUAGGUAAAUCAAGUGCAUUUUUUAAAAAUGAUAAUGUGGGAAACCACAACUUCAACCAAUCAAAAGCCUGCCAUUUUUCUCCCAAAUUUGGCAGACACUGCCACAUUCCUGCCA